This is a messenger RNA of Colletes gigas, 1911 nucleotides long. Its product is annotated as V-type proton ATPase subunit S1-like. NCBI's taxonomy places the organism in Eukaryota, Metazoa, Arthropoda, Insecta, Hymenoptera, Colletidae. The transcript has 3 exons. Gene Ontology annotation, cellular component: proton-transporting V-type ATPase complex. The record is from RefSeq and is a predicted model, not a curated record. Bases 97 to 1287 code for a protein of 396 amino acids.
AUUCCAGUUCUAGUCAGGUGCUCCGCUGCCUUCUGCUCGAUUCUGGGUCGAUCAUUACUGAUUUGACUCGCCCAAAUCUAUUUCAUCGAAGACAUCAUGAUAAAGUUGCAUAGUACUUUUAGUUUCGUUUUUACGUUAAUCGUUGUGUCAGAAAUAUCACCGUUACACGCCGAGAAUGCUGUACCUGUAUUAUUAUGGGGCGGUUCAGCUAAUUCUGAUUCAGGAAUGAAUGCAGUGAAUCCAUUUUUAAAAACUACUCGCGAUGAAUUCGAUUCAUUUCUACGUAAAAAAUUGGAAACAUCACCCCCCGUCCUUCUUUAUGUAAAAGAUAAUCUGUGCGUCGAAGAUUUAGUGAAACACAAAGAGAAUCUUCAUGCAGUCACUACCGGCGAUUCGAUGAAUUAUUUUCCUGCUGUUGAAAAAGCUGUAAAUGCUGUUGAAGAUUUACCUUCGUACAAUCAAACUUACAAUGAUUACAUGGAUUCGAUAUCCGAAGGACAAUUAUCGAUUAUGUCGAUUAGCAAUUUAGACAUAAUUCCAGAGACGUAUAAAACAAUUAAAGAUUCCAGCCCUACGUUGAUAGCUAUUCUCACAGGAAGAUCGUGUAGUUAUAGCCGUUCUGAACGAGUAAAGAGAGAAACCGCUGCAGAGAAUAAUUCUACCGCUUUUAUUGUUGUGUCGAAGAGAGUACUUUUGUAUUCUAGUCAAGCACUGUCACUAAAGCUUCCGGACAAAAACGAUACUUUAGAACUUCCGAUUAAACAUUCAAGUAGCGAAGAAGGAAAAGGAACAAAAGAUUCUCCAUUGAUAUUACAAUUGCAAUUCAACGAGACCGAUUCGUCGAUAAUUAAACACAAGCUCGCUUUAAAAUUUGAAGUUAAGAGUGCAGGAUAUUAUACUCUUAAAACAAUUAAUUACGAAGGAAUUAAUAACACAAACAAAAUAAGUGAUAAUCACAGCCUUACGACGAAUACAGAUAUUGUCUUUCCAUCAACAUUUUCUUAUCAUUGUUCACGGAAUAUUGUUUUCCAACAAAAUUCUACUGUCCUGAAAAUUACAGAUUUUCAAGUACAAAUUGAUGCAAAGCCAACUACAAAUGGAAAUACGUUUAGCGAUGCAUACGAUUGUGUUGGUUUUACUACAAUUCCAAUUUGGACAGGAAUAUUUGUCACUGCCAUAUUAGCUUUAAUCAUGAUUUGGGGUCUUACGAUGAUCAUGGACAUUCGUACUAUGGAUAGAUUUGAUGAUCCUAAAGGAAAAACAAUUACCAUUUCGACUCAGGAAUGAUAUAAUAUUGUCAAAUUAGUAAAAAAAACGUUCUUAUGUAAAUAUACAUCGUAAGUAGUAAUUACUCGAUAAAUUGUCAGAUUGAUUGUCAGUUCCAUGAUGAUGAUUGGAGUCUCUUUGAAUACCAUAUAUUGUUUAAAUAGAUUUGGUUGUAACGAUCGAUUGAUUUUAAUUUGAUGUAAUAAUAUUACAUUAUGAAAAGGUAAAUUUAAUCAUUCCAAUUACCUAAUAUUACGUUUUUUUCUUCAGUAUUUUUAUGUUAUGUAUGAUACUAUUUCGUUUCCAUAAUAUUUAUAACGAGGCCGUGCAUAAAUUGUAGGAAAAUUUACUUUUAGAACGAGAAAAGAAGUACAUGAUACUAUGUAUUAGAGUAUCUUUCAAUUAAUUGAUCAGUUUUGUGAUAUACUAAUGGUUAAUCGAAAACAGCAUGGAGUUUAUAAAAAAAUUCGUAUGAUACUUGUUGUGUAUAUUAUAGUGUAUUUCGCGUUGACUGUAAGAAACAUGUAAGCACAAUUUAAUGAGGUACACGUACUUUAUAGUUCAACCGUAGUUACCAACAUAUACAUACAAUUCAUUGAUAUAGAUGAAUAAAUACAUACAUACGUACACACAAUACCACAUAAA